AUGAAGUGGGAUGAUGACUCUUUUCAAAGUAAUGUUGUUGCCAUGUCAAAUAUCCUGAAGCGUCUAAGUUACAUGGACUUUCCUGAAUGCACACAGGAAGCCCUCCAUUAUUUAAGUCGAUGUCUGCGGAAAGAGGCUGGCAGCAUCCCUGGUCUUGGAGGUGGCGGGGAAGAUUAUGCUGUAGAAGUUUCCAGAGAUUUCAUUCAUUUUGCACGCAGUCCAAAGAGACUGACUGCCAUUCAAGAACUGCAACUUUUGGAGAUUCUUUGUUCUUAUAUUGCUGAGCAAAGAGAGACUGAACGAAAUGCUGUAUUUGGAAUUAUGUUCCACGGGGAACCAGCUUUGCUCAAAGUGAACCUGCUCACUAAAAUUGUUUCCAUGGCAAUGUCUAUUCGAUGCACACCUGUGCUUGAUUGCACUGCUCUUUGGAUGCAGGAGCAAGGAUGUGACAGUGAACCUGUCCGCUGUAUGGCCAAAUCUAUGGUGAAUGAUUAUUGCCAGUUAUUUCCUGGGGUCAUCCCAACCUUCCAUGCCUUGCCCAGUAUCUCACCACUGUUUGCCUGUAAUUUUAUUGCAGCUGUUACAUCUCUUUAUCCCUGUAACUCUAUUGAUGAUAUACCUCCUGAGACUUUAGUUGAGCAUGUCACCAAUUGGAUAUCCUCAGACAGCAACUUGUGUUCAAUGUCAAUGCACCCUCCAUCUGGGGUUGGUAACUAUCGGAUGUUUACCUAUCAUGCAUCAUCUCCCUUUCCAGGCCUGACCAACUGGUGUGUGAAGGGCCCUGUGCUUUGCUUGAAAGCCACAGACAACAACAACAAGAACUGUUGGGGGGAAUCUGCUAGCAGCUGUACAAACAGUGGAUCUAUUACAGGUGGAGCUGGCAGUGGAGGGGGAGGAGGAGGGUCAACAAGCAAACCCCACCAACAGCUUUUCUCUCGUCUGCAGCUAGGUGUCUUGCAAAGUCUCUUGGCCAGUCAUGCUGCCAAUGGGAUCCACAGUAAUGGUACCAGUAACAAUGGAGCCAACAACACUCCAACUACGACUGGCUCUGGUUCAUCCACUCCUAAUGCCUCAAACACAGCAGAUGAUCCAUUCACUGCAGCUGAUCUAAAAAAGACUUCACAGGAAUUGAUAGAGAUUUGCAAUCGGCUUGGAUUGUCUCCUGAUGAUGAGACUUACCUGUGUUCUGUCGAAAGAUUAGGACAAAUUAUCCAGGUUGCACUGGCCAGUGCCACUCUGCGUGCAAGACCAGCUCAAUUAACUGAAAUUCUUCAACUACUUCCAGCCAACAGGUUACUAAAACUGAUGAAAGUUCACCAAAAUAGCUACCCAGCCAUGUGA
Acanthosepion pharaonis is the source of this 1341-nucleotide messenger RNA. The record is from the annotation of a GenBank genome assembly. NCBI's taxonomy places the organism in Eukaryota, Metazoa, Mollusca, Cephalopoda, Sepiida, Sepiidae.